AUGGCUAGCCGCUCCGACCCCGACUCUUCUCCCCCUGCGAGGAGAAGCCACAAGCGAUCAGCUGAAGACGACGUCAACGACGAUCUACCCCAGCCAUACAAUGCCAACUCCCUCCAGGCACCCAAGCGACGUGCCAUAUCUCCAUCCGAGCAGCCGCGGAAGCUGAAGCGCCCAGGAGCGCGCGCUCGCUUCUCCGAGGCUGAGCGAGAGGCCAUCCGCCUGCGCCAGAUCGAACGCGAUCGUCAAGCCGCCCAGGCCGCCGCCUCCCAGGCUGCGGAGGAAAACAAGAUUCGAGGCAUCAACGAUGUCGUAAGAGAACACUACAACAGCGUGCCCGAGCGAGGACGCGACUGGCGCACCCGCGAGAGCAAGAUCAAGGGCCUGCGCGUCUUCAACAACUGGGUCAAGAGCUGCAUCAUCCAGCGCUACUCGCCCGAUGAAGACCACACGCCCGGAUCGCGAGAAAUGGGCCGGUCGAGCGGCAGGGAACUGCUUGUUCUCGAUAUUGGCUGCGGAAAGGGCGGUGAUUUGAGCAAAUGGCAGCAGGCUCCACAGCCCAUCCAGCUCUACGUCGGACUUGACCCUGCCAACGUCAGUAUUGAGCAGGCAAGAGACCGAUACAGACCUCCGCCUCGUCUCUUUGAUGCGCGGUUCCACGUCAAGGAUUGCUACUCGGAGAGCAUUGAGGAUGUGGAAAUCAUCCGGCAAGUCGGCUUUGACCCGUCUACCAUGAACCGCCGUGGCUUCGACGUCGUCACCAUGAUGUUUUGCAUGCACUACGCCUUUGAGUCCGAAAAGCACGCUCGCACCAUGCUCCGCAAUGUCGCCGGCGCGCUCAAGAAGGGCGGCCGCUUCAUCGGCUGCAUCCCCAACUCGGACGUGCUGGGCGAACGAGUACGUGCUUUCAAUGCCAAAAUGGCUGCCAAACGCGAGGCCAAGGAGGUCAACGGCGACGGCUCUACAACUCCUACUUCUACACCGCCUCCCGCCGCGGCAGAGCCAGAGGACGGAGAACUUGAAGAGGGCGAGGCCGAACCAACGGCCGAAUGGGGAAACUCAAUCUACCGCGUGCGCUUCCCGGGUAAGACCCCCGAAGAUGGUGUUUUUCGUCCCGCGUUUGGCUGGAAGUACAACUUCUUCCUAGAUGAGGCCGUCGAGGAAGUCCCUGAAUACGUCGUCCCCUGGGAGGCGUUCCGUGCGUUGGCCGAGGACUUCAACCUGGAGCUGCAAUUCCACAGGCCCUUUUUGGAGAUUUGGGAGACGGAGAAGGAUGACCCGGAGCUUGGACCGCUGAGCGAGAGGAUGGGAGUCCGUGAGAGAGGCGGCGGACGACUUCUCGUCUCGGAGGAUGAGAUGGAGGCCGCGAGCCUUUACGUCGGCUUUUGCUUUUACAAAGUAUAG
Molecule: messenger RNA, 1401 nt
Organism: Trichoderma breve
Lineage: Eukaryota; Fungi; Ascomycota; Sordariomycetes; Hypocreales; Hypocreaceae
Product: mRNA capping enzyme domain-containing protein
Exons: 2
Coding region: 1-1401 (466 amino acids)
Biological process (GO): 7-methylguanosine mRNA capping
Cellular component (GO): nucleus
Molecular function (GO): mRNA 5'-cap (guanine-N7-)-methyltransferase activity
Source: RefSeq, a predicted model, not a curated record